Oppia nitens is the source of this 482-nucleotide messenger RNA. RefSeq lists its product as uncharacterized. Lineage: Eukaryota; Metazoa; Arthropoda; Arachnida; Sarcoptiformes; Oppiidae. Gene Ontology annotation, biological process: mitotic spindle assembly; gamma-tubulin complex localization; microtubule nucleation by interphase microtubule organizing center. The transcript has a single exon. Gene Ontology annotation, cellular component: centrosome; interphase microtubule organizing center; spindle. Bases 192 to 452 code for a protein of 86 amino acids. The record is from RefSeq and is a predicted model, not a curated record.
AUCAAAACAUAUUGGGGUUCACAACAACACAACACUUCAAUUGAUGUCACAGUUGUUGUGUAUGACUCCUAAGUGUUGUGUCUUUUAGUUAGAGACGAAAGAAACAGUUGUUUCAAUUGAUCCCAAAAAGUGGUGAUAAUUAUAACCAAUUGAUAUCUCAUUGAAUUGUAUUUUACAACACAAACAGUUGAAUGGACGACAAAGGCGGCGAUCUUAAAGAAUUUGGUCUCAACUCACCACUGGAUGAACGGCCCAAUGGAUCCAAAGAGUUAAUGGAAACCAUUUACGAGAUGUCAAACAUUAUGAAGACAGACUUAGAUCCCGAAUCAUUGGUCAUAUGUUUUAAGCUCAUCGAGAAUGGUGUCAAUCCCGAGGCUUUGGCCAAAGUUGUCCGUAAUUUAAGAAAACAAUCGCAGAUUAACAGGCAUUCACCCAAUUGUCACUUCAACUGAUCCAACAACUGAUUACUUCAUUAAACAUUA